Molecule: messenger RNA, 759 nt
Organism: Colletotrichum spaethianum
Lineage: Eukaryota; Fungi; Ascomycota; Sordariomycetes; Glomerellales; Glomerellaceae
Exons: 2
Coding region: 1-759 (252 amino acids)
Source: RefSeq, a predicted model, not a curated record
AUGUCGACCGCUAAGCCCACAUUCGUUCUCGCGCCUGGUGCGUGGCACAAGGAAACCUGCUACUCUCCAGCUCAGCAGAUGCUCGAAUCGCAAGGCUAUCCCGUUGAGGCUGUUGCAUACCCCUCCGUUGGCGCUGAGCCCCCGACCAAGGGCUUGAACGAUGAUGCCGCUGCUGUCAGAUCAGUUCUUCAGAAACUUGCCGAUGAAGGCAAGGAGAUUGUUCUUGUGGUGCACUCGUACGGUGGUCUGGUUGGUGCCAACGCCGUGAAGGGUCUCGGCUACAAGCAGCGCGCCAAAGAGGGCAAGAAGGGCGGUGUCAUCACUUUCGUUUACCUGAGUGCCUUUGUGGUGCCUGUUGGCAAAUGCAUCAGAGAAAUGCUUGGCGGUCAAUUCCUGCCCUGGAUGAAGUUUGAGGGCAACUAUGUCUACGCGAUUACACCGGAAGAGAUCUUUUACCACGAUGUUGAACCUGAUGCUCGUAAAAAGGCUAUCGAGGAACUGCAGCACCAGUCGGCUCCCGUUUUCGACGACGUUGUCACCUACGAACCAUGGCACGACAUUGACUCUAUGUUCUUUUUCUGCGAUGAGGACAAGGCGAUCCCUCUCGCCAUCCAGCAGCACAUGGCCGGUCUCCUCGGGCCCAAUGCCAUUACCUACUCGUCCAAGGCUUCUCACUCUCCUUUCCUCUCCAAGCCUGAGGACGUUGCGGAGGGUCUUGUACUUGCUGCCAAGGUUGGCCAAGAGAGAGUUAGAGCGUAA